Molecule: messenger RNA, 1722 nt
Organism: Ostrea edulis (European flat oyster)
Lineage: Eukaryota; Metazoa; Mollusca; Bivalvia; Ostreida; Ostreidae
Product: alkylglycerol monooxygenase-like
Exons: 11
Coding region: 24-1373 (449 amino acids)
Biological process (GO): lipid biosynthetic process
Cellular component (GO): endoplasmic reticulum
Molecular function (GO): iron ion binding; oxidoreductase activity
Source: RefSeq, a predicted model, not a curated record
AGAACUACAUCCGCUUUGAGAAAAUGUCCAACCUGGCCAAAGUCCCUUUCCUAACAGGCGUUAGACGAUUGUUUUAUUUAGUGUCAGUAAACGAAUCUUCGUUUAAAGAUGUGGAAGAGGUUCCACUUUACAUCAACGAAGCUACACCUUUUUUCUUCGUGUGUAUUUUCCUGGAAAUGGCAGUUAUGUGGUUCAAGAAGGACAAAAAAGGCAGAAUGAAUGAUGGUGCAACAUCUGUCAGUGCUGGGCAGUAUUCUAGAUUCCCAAUGCUCCUUGGUCUGAGGUCCAUCACUAUUACUGGGUAUGUUUGGGUGUAUGACAACUACAAUAUUUAUGGACUGCCUUGGGAUUCGGCUUGGACUUGGUGGUUUUGCUUCCUAGGAAUGGAUCUUGGAUAUUACUGGUUUCACAGAAUGGCACAUGAGGUAAAUUUCAUGUGGGCUGCCCAUCAAGUACACCACAGUUCUGAGUACUACAAUCUGACAACAGCACUGAGACAGUCUGUACUUCAGAUAUACACUUCUUGGGUAUUUUACCUUCCUCUUGCUUUAUUUAUACCACCCUCCAUCUUCAUGGUUCAUAAUGAGUUGAAUAUAUUGUACCAGUUCUGGAUCCACACUCAGUUCAUAAAAUCACUGGGUCCGCUGGAAUAUAUUCUCAACACUCCCAGCCAUCAUAGAGUUCAUCAUGGAAGAAAUCCUUAUUGCAUAGAUAAAAACUAUGCUGGCACACUCAUCAUAUGGGACAGAUUGUUUGGCACCUUUCAAGCUGAGGAUGAAGAGGUUGUGUAUGGGUUGACACACCCAAUCAAUACAUUUGAUCCAAAUGUCAUUCAGUUUGGAUACUUGAAGUACAUGAUUGAGAGGUUUGGUGAGAUGAAGGGAUGGAAAAACAAGCUGAGAGUAGUGUUCUGUGGGCCAGGAUGGGCUCCAGGCAAACCAAGAACUGGAGAUAUCAAUGAUAUUCCUGUGGUGAAAGCUCCAUGGCCCAAGUAUCACCUUAACCUCCCAAGCUGGGUCAGUGUGUAUGCAGCAGUACACUUCACCCUGGAACUUUUGUACUAUCAAGAGGUGGCAGCCAGGAAUGCUGGACUGUCUCAGUUGUCCAUCUUGCUUUUUGUCCUCCAUAUUGGAUUUGGCCUGACCUGCUUUGGAAAGAUUUUUGAUAAUGAUCCAUCUGCUCCUCAGUACGAGCUCCUAAGAUGUUUCCUGACGUUAGCUGGUGAUGUUGCCUUGUGUUACUAUGGUUUCUAUGGAGCCCCUGGUUACAGACCCACCUUUGUCAUAUUUCUACAAGCAGUGUUUAUGUUCUCUCUCUGCGUGUGGUCGUCUGUCAUUUACAAUACCACCAUGAAAACCAAGAAAGUAGACUAGCUUCUGUGUUUAUUCUGCACAAUGCAUCAAAGUUCUGUGAUAGUUCUUAAAUCAAGUGAUAUUUAUUUCUACAGCAUUAACAUUCCAGUGAUAAGAAUUUUUUGUUUGUAUUUAUAUGUGAAUGUAUCCGUACAUGAUAUAUCGGUACCGUCUUAAUCUGUUGAAGGAGACAAUCUGAUUUUAAUAGCAGUGAAAUGAAAAGCAUACUGUGAUUAUAUGAAUUAAGAUUUGAUUGUUUUUAAAUUUUCAUUCUUUAAUAAAGAUGGCGCUACAGCAUGUACUUGUAUUUUGAUGAAAAUACAUUAUGAUUGUUUCAAUUGUUGACAAUAAAAUUUUAUUACCAAAUUAA